Helianthus annuus (common sunflower) is the source of this 1111-nucleotide messenger RNA. RefSeq names its product epoxide hydrolase A. The transcript is spliced from 4 exons. Lineage: Eukaryota; Viridiplantae; Streptophyta; Magnoliopsida; Asterales; Asteraceae. The record is from RefSeq and is a predicted model, not a curated record. Gene Ontology annotation, molecular function: hydrolase activity. The coding region runs from base 61 to 1029 and encodes 322 amino acids.
CAGUUGUAAAUUAUAAGCUCCAAACUUACACGGAACCAAAAAUCUCAAAAAGGUACACAAAUGGAAUCGGUGAGUGAUCUAACACACCAUAGAAUCAAAACCAACGGAAUAUAUCUCCACGUGGCAGAGAAAAAAGGCCCAGGACCAUUCCUCCUUCUGCUCCAUGGGUUCCCAUACACAUGGUUUUCAUGGCACCAUCAGAUUCGUCACCUGGCUACCCAUGGCUACCAUGUGGUUGCACCUGACCUCCGUGGCUAUGGUGAUUCUGACUCACCCCCAUCCCCCUCUUCCUACACUAUGUUUCACAUAGUUGCAGAUCUCAUUGGCCUUCUUGAUCACUUCAAUCAGCAACAGGUGUUUGUGGUGGGACAUGACUGGGGUGCAACAGCUGCCUGGCAUCUUAGCUUAUUCAGACCUGAUAGAAUCAAAGGAAUGGUUGCUAUGUGUGUUCCAUUCUUUCCUAGAGACCCACACACCAAGCCUACUCAUUUUUUCAAGCAAUCAUUUGGAGAUAAUUUAUAUGUCUCCCAGUUCCAGGAACCAGGAAGAGCAGAGAGAGCUUUUGCAAAAUAUGAUUGCCUGACAGUGAUUAAAAAGUUCUUGCUGAUUGAUAAAACCGACGUAAUGAUAGCACCGCCCGGCAUGGAGAUCAUUGAUGAUCUAGAAAUACCGUCGCAGUUACCGCCAUGGAUUACUGAAGAGGAGCUCCAGAUAUAUGCAGAUAAGUUUCAGGAGUCGGGAUUCACGGGUGGUUUAAAUUACUACCGCGCUAUGGACCUGACAUGGGAGCUGCUAGCACCAUGGCAAGGGUCAAAGAUAACAGUUCCAUCAAAGUUCAUUAUCGGAGAUAAAGAUAUCGGGUAUAAAACCUUUUCAAAGCCAUACAUCGAGGGAAACGUUAUGAAGACGCUAGUUCCUGAUAUCGAAGUUGUCAUAGUUGACGGUGGCCACCAUUUUAUCCAGCACGAGAAACCUCAAGAAGUCUGUGAUGAGAUCAUAUCCUUUAUUCAGAAAGUAGCCAAAAACUAGGAUCACAGGGUCUGUUUAUUUAUGUAUCAAAACUAGCACAAAUAAGUUAAUGUAUUGAGACCAUUAGACCAAUUUUGCUUUC